This is a messenger RNA of Temnothorax curvispinosus, 2019 nucleotides long. RefSeq lists its product as uncharacterized. The record is from RefSeq and is a predicted model, not a curated record. The annotation marks the transcript as partial. NCBI's taxonomy places the organism in Eukaryota, Metazoa, Arthropoda, Insecta, Hymenoptera, Formicidae. The transcript is spliced from 2 exons.
CUAUCGAGUGCUGACAGAUUAAAGGAGGUGAAAGCGAAGAAACUGUGUAUGAACUGCUUAAGCAAAGGACACUUUUCCGCGGCUUGCAAAUCUUCAGCAUGCCGGAGGUGCCAGAAGAAGCACAAUACCCUGUUGCAUCCAGAGCAAGAAGAGAAGACUGCAACCGAUAAGAAGUCAGAAGAGGACGCGUCCAAGAAGGCAGUGGUAAUGCACGGCACUCAAGAAACCUUGCAAGAUACUGAAGAGUCAUCUUCUGUAAUCAACCUUGAAAGAAAACCCACGUCGUGCGUGGUGCUGUCAACGGCCCGAGUUAUAGUCCAUGACGUCAAUGGAGGCCAGCACAAAUGCCGUGCACUUCUAGAUGCAGGGUCGCAAUCCAAUUUGAUCACCCAGGAACUCGUCGACAGGCUCAGAUUGAAAUGUAAAAGGAGAGACGAAGUCAUCAGUGGGAUCAACCGAUCACAAACCAAUGUCGGUAAGACAGUAGAAGUAAAAAUCCGAUCGACGAACGCGGAUUAUGAGGUAGCCAUAGAAUGUCUCGUGCUGCCUGCCAUUACUGAAAGACUUCCUCAAGUCAAAAUCAAUACUAAACUGAUUUGCUUGCCGGAGGGUUUGAGCCUAGCAGAUCCUGAUUUCCACACGCCAGGAACAGUGGAUAUUCUAAUAGGAGCAGGACUUUUCUGGCAAUUAAUCUGCAAGGAUUAUAUUCAAAGACCAAAGGGAAUACCCAGAUUACAACCGCAGUUAGAACGCUUUUGGAAGCAAGAGGAGACGCUCGAAAAACGGAGUCUCACCCAAGAAGAGAUUGAGUGUGAACGGCAGUUCCAUGAGUCGGUCAAGCGAGAUGAAACUGGUAGGUUCAUCGUAACACUUCCGAAGAAACCCGGAGUGAAACUCGGCGAUCCAGGGAAUCAAGCAUUGCAGCGAUUAUAUUCCCUAAAAAGAAGAUUCAGAGGAGAUCCAGCAUUGAAGAAUGCGUAUGUUCAAUUCAUGGAAGACUAUGAAACUCAAGGCCACAUGUCGUUAAUGGGACCAGGCCCAGAUACGAGCACAAAGGUAGAGCAAUCGUACAUACUUCCGCAUCAUCCGGUGAUUAAACCGGACAGCACCACAACUAAGUUACGUGUUGUAUUCAACGCCUCAGCGAAGACAUCGUUGGGAACAUCGUUAAACGACAAGUUAUUCGCCGGUCCAAACAAGCAGAAGAGCCUGUUCUGCAUAGUCUUACGCUUUCGAUCACACCCCUUUGUCAUAACGGCGGACAUAGUUGCAAUGUUCCGACAGAUACUCGUGUGCGAAGAAGACCGAGAUUUACAACUGAUUCUGUGGAGAUCAGAUCCAUCGCAACCAGUUCAGAUCUUUAGGAUGAACACGGUGACAUAUGGCACCGCAUGUGCACCUUAUUUAGCCCUCAGCUGUUUGGAGAGAUUAGCGAUAGAAGAACUGGAAAGGUUUCUAAAGGCAACCUUGACGGUCGAAGAGAUGAAGAGGUUUCUCGAAAUAAGGUUGAAGAUCGAAGAGCUGAAGAAGUUCCUAAAAGAAGCAUUGGACAAUGAGAAAUCGGAGUUUCUACAAGCAAUCCUGGUCUUGCUAGAAGAUUUCUACAUGGACGAUGUUUUGUCUGGCGCAAGUACCAUAGAAGGGGCCAUAGCCUUGCGACAGCAGCUGUCGGAGUUAUUGCAACGGGGACAGUUUCAGCUGCGGAAGUGGCGUUCCAAUGAUCCACGUAUAUUGGAGGAACUACCCGAGUCCAACGACGAUAACAGCUUCCUCAAAAUAGACAAGGAGGGUGCCAUGAAAACGUUGGGACUUCUAUGGGAUGCCCAGUCAGAUGUUCUGCAAUACAGCGUGUCGAUAGAAGAGAAUUCAAGGGUUACCAAGCGUCUGGUGCUAUCUCAGAUAGCUCAAAUAUAUGACCCCCUUGGCUUGCUGGGACCCGUUGUCAUCAUUGCGAAAUGUAUUAUGCAGUCUCUAUGGCAAAUCAAAACUGGUUGGGAUAAAGUUCUCCCAACGGAGUAG